UUUGCACCCAUAAUCUAACCCGACCCUUUAAAUUCAACUCUAUUACAGUAUUCCAAAGAGAAAACCCCACAACUCUCUCUUCACUUGAUCAAUAGCUCAAAAAUCUCCUCCAUUAAUCUUCGUUUUCGAGUCUUCUCUAAUCAGCCAUGGGCUCUGAUGCAGAUAUGGAGGACUAUGGAUUCGAGUAUUCAGAGGAGGAACCUGAAGAGCAGGAUGUUGAUAUUGAGAACCAAUACUACAACUCCAAAGGCUUGGCUGAAACAGACCCAGAGGCAGCACUUGAGGGUUUUGCUGAAGUAGUUCGUAUGGAACCUGAGAAGGCUGAUUGGGGAUUUAAAGCCUUAAAGCAAACUGUUAAGCUUUACUAUAAGCUAGGGAAGUACAAGGAAAUGAUGGACGCUUACAGAGAAAUGCUAACCUACAUCAAGUCAGCUGUGACAAGAAAUUAUAGUGAAAAGUGUAUAAACAAUAUCAUGGAUUUCGUCUCAGGAUCAGCUAGUCAGAACUUUGAUCUCCUACAAGAGUUCUACCAAACAACAUUGAAAGCCCUUGAAGAGGCAAAAAACGAGAGGUUGUGGUUCAAGACAAAUCUAAAACUUUGCAAAAUAUGGUUUGACAUUGGGGAGUAUGGACGAAUGAAUAAGAUUUUGAAAGAACUCCACAAAUCUUGUCAAAAAGAAGAUGGUACUGAUGACCAGAAGAAAGGUACACAAUUGUUGGAGGUAUAUGCAAUAGAGAUCCAAAUGUACACGGAGACGAAAAAUAACAAAAAACUGAAGGAGCUUAAUGUGCCAGAAAAAGACGUCGAGGAGUUGUUGGUCUCACUCAUCUUGGACAACCGUAUCAAUGGGCACAUUGAUCAAGUGAACCGGUUGCUAGAAUGUGGAGAUAGAUCCAAAGGAAUGAAGAAAUACGCUGCCAUCGACAAAUGGAACACACAACUUAGAUCUUUGUACCGAACUGUUGGCAACAGAGUAUGUUGAUAUUACCUGGGCAUGAAAAAAUCUGAGUGUGAUUAUAUUAUGGACUCAUUUUUAGCUCCUCUGUUCAACAUGUAGAUUUUUGUACAAAAUUCGAUAUUUCUCCUCCCUGUUUAAGUAGCAAUAGCUUCUAUGUGGCUUGUGUUACUCUUUGUUUUCAUACAUACUGUGACAGAAACAACACUGA
Molecule: messenger RNA, 1167 nt
Organism: Solanum pennellii
Lineage: Eukaryota; Viridiplantae; Streptophyta; Magnoliopsida; Solanales; Solanaceae
Product: COP9 signalosome complex subunit 2-like
Exons: 8
Coding region: 147-983 (278 amino acids)
Biological process (GO): protein deneddylation
Cellular component (GO): COP9 signalosome
Source: RefSeq, a predicted model, not a curated record